This is a messenger RNA of Schistocerca piceifrons (Central American locust), 1380 nucleotides long. Its product is annotated as formin-like protein 16. The record is from RefSeq and is a predicted model, not a curated record. Bases 1 to 1380 code for a protein of 459 amino acids. NCBI's taxonomy places the organism in Eukaryota, Metazoa, Arthropoda, Insecta, Orthoptera, Acrididae. Gene Ontology annotation, molecular function: protein binding. The transcript is spliced from 7 exons.
AUGGGGGCGGGACAAGCAAGGAAGCUAGUGAAAGAUGGGAAACUGAAAAUGCUGGUGCGUUACUUCGCUUACAAGCCGGUGUGCCGGCCCGGGCUGCAGCGCGUGUACGCCGUGGCGCGGCACGAGGUGGCGCGCGUGCAGUGCCGCGUGGACGCCUUCCCGCUGCCCGACGCCUUCCGCUGGUCCUUCAACAACUCGGCGGAGAGCGUCGAGGUGCCGCCGCACCGCUUCAACUCGUCCGCCACCGCCUCCGUGCUGGCCUACACGCCCGUCGCCGAGAUGGACUACGGCACCGUGCUCUGCUGGGCCGACAACACGGCGGGCCGCCAGCCGCACCCCUGCGUCUUCCACGUCAUACCUGCUGGCAUCCCGGAACCGCCGUUCAACUGCUCGGUGGCGAACCAGACGUCCGAGACGGUGCACGUGCGCUGCCUGGAAGGCUUCGACGGCGGGCAGCCGCAGCUAUUCGUGCUGGAGGUGGCGGACGCGGCGGGCGGCCUCGUGCUGGCCAACCUGUCGUCGCGCGCGCCGCUCUUCACGGUGGACGGGCUGGCGCCGGGCCAGGCGCUGCGCCUCUCCGUGUACGCCGCCAACUCCAAGGGCCGCAGCGACGCCGUCCACUUCGAGGGCGCUACGCUCAAGGCGGCCGAGAAGCAGACAGGCCCGCCCGACCAGCUGGAGAUGUCGCCGCUGUUGGGGGUGCUGCUCGGCUUGGUGCGGCGCAUUCUGCGGCCCGGCGACCUCGCCUUCAAAGAGAAGGCCGCUGCGCUGUUCGCGCCCGCGCGCCACGACCGGCACGACAAGGACGAGAUCAACCCGGACGUCAUACCCUCCAACUCCGUGGCAGAGACGGCGCAGGACUCGUGCGCUCAGACGCCUGCAGCGGACGCCGAGACGGAGGAGGCGGGGCUGUUGCCCGCAACGCCGGGUCAACCGCCGCCCCCUGGUGGCCCCGUCGCUGACGCCGCCCUCGUUGCAGAGCAGCGGAUGCAACUUACUUCCAACGGACAGCCGCCUCCCACGAGAAGGGACGUUUGGGACUGUCAGGGACCCGGUGUAGACAGCCCCACAGAGCCUGCGCUGCCGGUUGCGGCCUUUGCGCCCGAGCGUCCUUCAGCGCUGCCCAGCAGACUGCCGCCCCUGGUGGGCUCCGCCACGCUGCCGCGGCGCACCCCCGCCGCCGCCCCCGCGCCGACGCCCCCGCUGUCACCGCCGGCCCCCGCCCCUGCGCUGCCACCUCGCCAGGUGCCGGCACCGCCCUCCGUUGCGUCGGUGCUGGCGUCGCCAGUCACGCCCACCGGCUGCGGUCACCCACUCCGGGAGAUCGUCACCGUGCGUACGCCGCUCAUGGCCGCCGCCCACCAGGAGAGCUGCGUCUAG